AUGUCUACAAGCACAACAUUCCAAAUCCACUACUUCGCCUCCGCCUCCACCUACACAGGCAAACAAACCGAACGACUCCCCGCCCCCUUACCGCUCCCUCAGCUCUUCGAUACCCUCGAGUCCAUGUACCCGGGGAUAAAGGAGAAGGUGUUGACCAGCUGUGGGGUUAGUCUGGGGGAUGAGUAUGUUGAUGUAGAGGCUGAUAUUCAGGUGAUGAUUCAUCCCGGGGAUGAAGUUGCGGUUAUUCCGCCGGUUAGUUCCGGGUGA
This is a messenger RNA of Aspergillus niger, 267 nucleotides long. RefSeq lists its product as uncharacterized. Bases 1 to 267 code for a protein of 88 amino acids. The record is from RefSeq and is a predicted model, not a curated record. Gene Ontology annotation, cellular component: cytosol. Lineage: Eukaryota; Fungi; Ascomycota; Eurotiomycetes; Eurotiales; Aspergillaceae. The transcript has a single exon. Gene Ontology annotation, biological process: Mo-molybdopterin cofactor biosynthetic process.